Molecule: messenger RNA, 504 nt
Organism: Alternaria burnsii
Lineage: Eukaryota; Fungi; Ascomycota; Dothideomycetes; Pleosporales; Pleosporaceae
Exons: 1
Coding region: 1-504 (167 amino acids)
Source: RefSeq, a predicted model, not a curated record
AUGAGUCAAGAUCUGGAAUCACCACCUCCGGUCCCAGAGAAAGACUAUGUCACACGCUUGCCGUCACUAGACAGUGACCGGAGAGGAAGCAAGGUGUUCGACAUGGCCGCAUUCAGCACUCACAUCUACGACGGUCGGCACAGAGAGGCGCAAGUUCUCGGUCAAAGCAGGGAGUUCAUUCGAUCGAUAGACCAAAAUCAAGACGAUGAUCUAGAGACGCUGAGGACACCGCCACGCAGCAUAAAGGUAGAAAAGAUUCGCUCUGGUCGAGACUCGCCCAUUGAUGGGUCAAGUCCAUUCCGACUAAAGCGAGGCGAUACCCUCAGAAGAAGCUUGGGGUCUGAAAUAUCAGAACUCUGGCCGUCACCACCACCAACCGCGUGGGUAAGGCGGCAGGGUAUCCUCGAUUCAUUACCGUCAUCGAGAUUCGGUCGGGAUAUGAAUAGGAGAUCACAAUGUAGCGCAGACUACAAGCGAAGGAGCGAUGCAAGCUCAGUGUUUUAA